Molecule: messenger RNA, 1062 nt
Organism: Vanessa atalanta (red admiral)
Lineage: Eukaryota; Metazoa; Arthropoda; Insecta; Lepidoptera; Nymphalidae
Product: probable RNA-binding protein 46
Exons: 6
Coding region: 1-1062 (353 amino acids)
Biological process (GO): negative regulation of miRNA-mediated gene silencing; mRNA stabilization
Cellular component (GO): cytoplasm; nucleus
Molecular function (GO): mRNA binding
Source: RefSeq, a predicted model, not a curated record
AUGCCAUCCGUUAAGCAUUAUUCGUCAAGUGAAGUAAAUCAAUAUGAAUUAUCAUCAAGAUUAUUAUCCUUAACAGAAAAUAACACAUCUUAUACACUAACACAAAUAAAUGGUCAAAGAAUAUACAGAAAGGCUCCUCAUGCUUGGAGUGGCCCUGAACCUUCAAGGAAUUGUGAGGUCUUUAUUGGACGCAUUCCCCACGAUUGCUUCGAGGACACGCUUGUACCUCUAUUUCGACAGGCUGGCGAACUGUUUGAAUUUCGUCUGAUGAUCAAUUUCUCCGGGUGGAAUAGAGGGUAUGCUUUCGCGAUGUACACCACGGAGGCAGAGGCGGGAAAUGCUAUACGCAUGUUCAACAAUUACAUGAUCAGGCCUUCUUGGCAAUUGGGCGUUUGUCCAUCGAUCAAUAACUGUCGCAUAUUCAUAUCCCGCAUCCCACCGACCACCCCCACUGCGGAGAUAAUUCGCUUAUUGUAUGCGCUGACGGACGAGGUCCAAGAGGUUCGCGUUCGACGUGGCGCCGCAUCUUGCGCCGCCAUCGUGGAGUACCGCUCACACCGCGGCGCAGCUAUGGCGCGCAAGGCGCUGGUGGCAGCGGCGGCGGCAGCCUGGGGCUGUGGCGCGCGACCCGCCGUAGACUGGUCACUGCCACAGUCCCCCCAGUUGCUGCGACAGUAUAGAGAGAUCGGUCGCUGGAGCCCCGAGCGUGGCGUGGAGCUGUCCCGCGUGGACGACGAGGGCGCGGCGACGAGCGUGGCGGCGUCGCCGGGCUCGGGCGGCUCGUACUCACUGGAGCGCUGGUCGGCGGCGCGCCGCCUGCGCAUGAUCCGGGAGGCGCAACGCGCCGCGCAGCCGCAAACGCCGCCCUCGCAUUCCGCGUCUUUGGACUGGUCGAGUCAGUUGCAUAGCAUGGAGUCUCUGGUGUCGUCCAUGUCCACGCUGGGCAUGUCAGAGGCGCGCGUGUGGUCACCGCCAGCCGCUCCGCCGCAGCGGGAUUUCAACCCGUGGACCACGCGAUACCCUCUCGGGGAGUUCAUGACGCCCGCUCGGGGCCACCAGUGA